UGCGGUAACAGAGAUGUUUCGAAUGCAUGACUACGACCCGUGAAAGUAUCCUGAGCUGUCAAUCUCUGAAAUUGGAGGUACGAUUGACAUGCAAAGCUUCUGAAGCCCAGAUAUAGAAAUGGACUCGGUGGCAUCAGAUAGUCCUAGUUGCAGUAGUAGGCAAGCUUUCGAGAGAACAAGCAGGCGGCCUCAGGAGUGACAGUCGAGGACAAAGGAUGUCAUUGAUGCAGCUCCAACGACAAACGCAGGAGAAAUUUCGGGAAAUAUGGCAUCGUCAAGCUGCUGCUGAGGGAGAAGACUCUGAGUCUCACAGAGAAGCAGAUGGUGAUUUGGCCUCAUUUGCUGGAGACCUUGAGAAUCUUCUGGAGGCUGAGGAAGCCGACGAUGGAGAAGAGAGGAAAGGCAGGACAGAUGGUAUGAGAGGUCGACGGGAUUUGCACGCUCAGAAUGAGGAAGAAAUGGAAGACGAAGAACUCGAAGCAGCCGAGCUUCGCCGCAUGCUUCCGAAAGAUGACAAGGCCGAGGAGGACCAGAAGAAAUGUGCGACUGUGAGCAAUGAAAAGCAGGUUGCUCAGCCCAAAGAGGCGAACGAUGCUGGAGCAGAAGCAUCAGCCUCACCCGCUAAAAAGAAACGAAGGAUUUUGAAACGAAUCCUUCGCACGAAGAAGCCAGAUGGCACCUACACUUGUAGAGAGAUUAUUAUCGAUGAUCCGAAGGAGGUCGCUCUCUAUCUAGCCAUGAUGAAUUCAUCGGAACUGCCUGAUCAGAAGGCACAAGGGGACAAAGCAAAUGUACCUCAACAAGGUGCCGCCAAAUCGAAGACUGCGAAGACGCCCCUUGUAAUCAAACAUGAGGCAAAACCGAAGGCACCGGCGAAGAAAGCUACACGCGAAGGAGGAAAAAAUAAAAGGAAUUUUGUCUGUGGCGCUUGUGGCCAGCUUGGACAUAUGCGAACGAACAAGAAAUGCCCACUGUACAUGUAACAUCGUCACGGGAGUCUACAGCGACACGACCACUCUGAUUUAUUUCGUUGAAAGAGAUGAAUUUAAACUGAUUUCCUCGAUAGUGCGUCGAAGUAUCGAGCAGAUGGAGUGAUCCGAGUCCAGUAAGGCAGUGGAGUUCGAGGGAUUUUUGUAAUCUCGAUGCAUCGAACUUUCUUAGAGUGUCAACGAGGCCGGCUUUGAUCUUACCAGCUGCUCAAGGUGCAGGUAUUUACUCACUUCAGUUCUGAAUCGACGGGUUUCAUUCGUGGAAAAGGGUGGGCUGUCAAGGACUGAUGCCCGUCUGGAGAGUCCAGAACAAAAGAAGCGCUAAUGUAUCUGCAAGAUCCGUCGGAUCAGGAUUGUGCAAUUGGAUCUGCACAUAUCGCAGUAAAAGCCUGGUCCACUGCUCGACUUGAGGUUAUUCCAGUUCCCAAUUAUUCCAUGACUUGAUUUCUGCUACCUUUUGAAUGCUGCACCUUUCGAUCACAGCUUGUCCAAACUGGUUCAGAAAACUCGCCAUGCUGCAACCUACACAAGAAAGAUCGCCUCGCGGAGCCAAACAGAAAUGGGGUUUUCAGGAUCCCAAAUUAGUAGUCAAAGUCAGAGGUCGCGUUCAUGCUGCAGAAUGUCGUCUGUCGACACCGUGGAGCAGGCUUGACAUUGUUGGCAAAUGUAGGAUCGGCCCACUCGAUCUCUGAAAAUCUCUAAUAUCAUUUCAGACCCUGCAAGUUAAGCUAAUGCUAAACAUUUGAACCGCUGUGGACUUUCUUUCUCUUUAAUCACCUGCGUAUGAGGAGUCUGAGUAAGCCCUGGAAAGUUCUAGAUUUGUUCAUGCCAGAAAAUCCACACAAUGUGAUUAGAACUGGUUCACAAUCCAGCAGUUACUUGUCCUUCCACUAGAUUCGACUCAAAGCUCGACGAUAUGAGUCUGUGGCGAAACCGACGGCAGUUGAUCGAAGAGAUUAUAAAACUAUCUUCCAAGGACUUUGACUAUUUAUAUUUACUCGAUCCGUGAUCGGUCAAACUCAUACGUUUCA
Messenger RNA from Marchantia polymorpha subsp. ruderalis, 2020 nucleotides. The record is from the annotation of a GenBank genome assembly. NCBI's taxonomy places the organism in Eukaryota, Viridiplantae, Streptophyta, Marchantiopsida, Marchantiales, Marchantiaceae.